This is a messenger RNA of Myotis daubentonii (Daubenton's bat), 4450 nucleotides long. RefSeq names its product IL2 inducible T cell kinase (gene ITK). Gene Ontology annotation, biological process: protein phosphorylation; intracellular signal transduction. NCBI's taxonomy places the organism in Eukaryota, Metazoa, Chordata, Mammalia, Chiroptera, Vespertilionidae. The record is from RefSeq and is a predicted model, not a curated record. Gene Ontology annotation, molecular function: protein binding; ATP binding; non-membrane spanning protein tyrosine kinase activity.
UGGAGGCAAGUUGCCUCUGAACAACUCUCUCAAGAUCAACUGCCUCCCCAUUGCAUUCCUUGCCCUGAAGCUGUUUCCUCUGGUUGUGCUGAGGGCUGAUGCCCAAGGUGCAUCACUUUUCAAGAACUGGAUCAUGAACAACUCAAACAACUCUAUCCUCCUAGAAGAACAGCUCAUCAAGAAAUCCCAACAAAAGAGAAGAACUUCUCCCUCGAACUUUAAAGUCCGCUUCUUUGUUUUAACCAAAACCAGCUUGGCGUAUUUUGAGGACCGUCAUGGGAAAAAGCGCACCUUGAAGGGAUCUAUUGAACUCUCCAGGAUCAAAUGUGUCGAGAUUGUGAAAAGUGACAUUAGCAUCCCUUGCCACUACAAGUAUCCUUUUCAGGUUGUGCAUGACAACUACCUCCUGUAUGUGUUUGCUCCAGACCGUGAGAGCCGGCAGCGCUGGGUGUUGGCCCUUAAAGAAGAAACGAGGAAUAAUAACAGUUUGGUGUCCAAGUAUCAUCCUAAUUUCUGGAUGGAUGGGAGGUGGAGGUGCUGUGCUCAGCUGGAGAAGCUUGCAGUGGGCUGCACCCAGUACGAUCCAACCAAAAAUGCUUCAAAGAAGCCUCUUCCUCCUACUCCUGAAGACAACAGGCGAUCACUUCAGGAGCAUGAAGAAACCCUGGUCAUUGCCUUGUAUGACUACCAAACGAACGACCCUCAGGAACUCGCGCUACAGCGCAAUGACGAGUACUACCUGCUGGACAGCUCUGAGAUUCACUGGUGGAGAGUUCAAGACAAGAAUGGACACGAAGGAUACGUACCAAGCAGCUAUCUGGUGGAAAAAUCUGCAAAUAACCUGGAAACCUACGAGUGGUACAAUAAGAGUAUCAGCCGAGACAAAGCUGAAAAACUUCUUUUGGACACAGGCAAAGAAGGAGCUUUUAUGGUACGGGAUUCCAGGACUCCAGGCACGUACACCCUGUCUGUCUUCACCAAGGCCAUCGUAAGUGAGAGCAACCCCUGCAUAAAGCACUAUCACAUCAAAGAAACAAAUGACAACCCCAAGCGAUACUAUGUGGCUGAAAAGUAUGUGUUCGAUUCCAUCCCUCUGCUCAUCAACUAUCACCAGCACAACGGAGGAGGCCUGGUCACGCGCCUUCGCUACCCUGUUUGCUCCUGGAGGCAGAAAGCCCCCAUCACAGCUGGGCUGAGAUACGGGAAAUGGGUGAUCCAUCCCUCGGAGCUCACUUUCGUGCAGGAGAUCGGCAGCGGGCAGUUCGGACUGGUGCAUCUUGGCUACUGGCUCAACAAGGACAAGGUGGCCAUCAAAACCAUUCAGGAAGGAGCUAUGUCCGAAGAGGACUUCCUAGAGGAGGCUGAAGUCAUGAUGAAACUCUCUCACCCCAAACUGGUCCAGCUGUACGGGGUGUGCCUGGAGCAGGCCCCCAUCUGCCUCGUGUUCGAGUUCAUGGAGCAUGGCUGCCUGUCGGAUUACCUGCGCAGCCAGCGGGGGCUCUUGGCUGCAGAGACCCUGCUGGGCAUGUGCCUGGACGUGUGUGAGGGCAUGGCCUACCUGGAAGAGGCGUGUGUCAUCCACAGAGACCUGGCUGCCAGGAAUUGCCUAGUGGGAGAAAACCAAGUCAUCAAGGUGUCGGACUUUGGGAUGACAAGGUUUGUCCUUGACGAUCAGUACACCAGCUCCACGGGCACCAAGUUCCCGGUGAAGUGGGCAUCCCCGGAAGUCUUCUCCUUCAGCCGCUACAGCAGCAAGUCGGAUGUGUGGUCAUUUGGUGUGCUAAUGUGGGAAGUCUUCAGCGAAGGCAAAAUCCCAUAUGAAAACCGAAGCAACUCAGAGGUGGUGGAAGACAUCAGUACCGGAUUUCGGUUGUACAAGCCCCGGCUGGCCUCUUCUCAUAUCUACCAGAUCAUGAAUCAUUGCUGGAAAGAGAAACCUGAAGACCGGCCACCCUUCUCCAGACUCUUCAGUCAACUGGGUGAAAUUGCAGAAUUGGGACUUUAGCAGAGACUCAGCUGCAGAUCCUGAGCCAAAAGAAGUCCUCCCUCCACAGAGCAUUAAAAGCUGCCACCAGCCCAGGACUCCCCAGGGGCAGCUGGCCUCUGGUGCCAGUCCCUGAGCUGCCAGGAAGGCAGCACCUUGACAGAGGCUGGCACUCCGCCACCAGCAGGAGCCUCAGCCAAUGAACUGGUAGCCAGGCCAGGCAGCGGCCAUGUCUCCACCCUCCCUCCAGCCUCUUAUCUCGGGUGGUGCACAAACCUCAAUCUGACAGCUUUCAGGCAACCUUUCUUGCACUUUUUCUUAGAGAAAGAGAGUGGGUAGGACCCUGGAUUGUUGUUUUAUUAUUAUUAUUUUAAGCAUGGAUCUAAGGUUAGUGGUCAGGGACUUUUCAUUUGACUUGACAACACAAAAUCCCAGGGAUGGGGCAAGAAGAAGAGCAGCAUGACUCCUGAUCAAGGAGAACUGUGAGUUAAUUCAGGUCAGAAAGGGUGAGCUCCCUCGCACGAUGCUGUCAGCCACAGCUUCCUGCCAAUGUGGAGGGAGGAGCAGCUGCUCACAUCAGAGGCCAGAUAUUCUGAGAAGCAGCUAUGUGAGGUUUUACUCGGAGCACACCGCCACCUUUCUCCUUGAAGGCAGCCUUAUGGAUUUGGGUGGACAAUUCUGAUCCACGGUUGGAGCAUUGGGUAUCUGGUGUCUGCGCAGAAAGAGGGCAUCUGAUGGUAGGGAACCCGCUGAGAAAGACCUUAUAUUGUUACCACACCAAAUGUUCACCUUUAGUACCGAGCCAGGCGGGUGACUAUGCCUCCCUCCCCUCUGCACAGAACGCCCGCAGGCAUCCUAGGAGGAAAUGGCUGCUUCUGAACACAGACUCUGAGGACUCUGUCACCUGCCACCCCCGCCUCCAGGAGUCAGGCCCCUGUCUGCACUCUUCCAUCAACGACAGAGGGCAGCCUUGCGUUGUGCAGCAUGGCCUUGUAGAGAAAUAGAAGCCUGUUUAAGCCCUAGAAAUUCACAGCUUUACAGUUGAGACUUGAAGUAUCCCAAAGUUCUGGGAGAGGAACAAGGGGACUGUUCUUUCCCAAACCAUAUGGAUGUAAACUGAGUCAGGCACUAAGUGGGGUGCUCCUGUAGCAAUGGCUACUGUGGAUUGAGCACCUAAAUAGGCAAAGUGAAAAUGUACUGAGCUAUAAGCUUUCUCUGCAAUUCACCCUGAGUUCACCCCAAUCUUGUGCGAUAGUAUUAUUAUUCCCAUUCUACAGACAGUAAAACUGAGGCUUUAAAAAGCCAGGACACCUGCCAGAAGCAACAGAGCUAGGAAAUAUAAAGGCCAGGAUUCUAGCCCACAUCUGUCUGACUCCCAUGCACAGUUUCUUUCUUCCUAUUCAACACUGUCUUUUACAGAGGAUGAAAGGGAUUGCAGAGGAGACAAAUACAGCAGAGGGGAAAGGCAGAGAAAGCCAAUGAAGACAUAAACAAAGCACCACCAGAAAAAAGGUUGCUUCUGUGGUUGGCACUGUAGCCCUCCCACUCGGAAUAGGAUCUUCUCUUUCCUCAUCUGUAGCCUCCCUUUCGUCAAAAUUAAUGAGUUUGGACUUACUUAAUUAACUCUUUGAUUCACGCAACCCACCAGAGCCAUGUUGCAUGCAGCCAUUUAUAGGUGAGCUUCAAAGCAGCUUAGAAAGACUCUCCUGCAGAAGUGUAGAGGCUCUUUAAUUAUUCCAGUGUUGAGCUGGCUGUGGUCUUCUAGGACACUUUGUGGGGAAAGGUAUUCCCUGAUGUAAGAGAGUGCAAUUUUCCUACAGUGUUUAGACAAAACUCUUGGCGUGAUUGUUGGAUGGUGUUGCAAUCAGCUCUUUCUAACCCAUGUGACAUUUUGACUGGCUGGAGAUUCAGAUGUUAACUAUCAUGAUUGUGAAACUGGGAGCCCCAAGAUAAACGCUGUCAUUCAGAAGGUGAUCUUACUCAAGUUAUCCAGAAUCACCCCUGUGUACUUGUUUGUACAUUUUCUUUGGGAAACCUUCAUUAGAGAGGAUUUCUCAUCCAGCCUAGAAGGAAGACGUCAGAGGUGACAGAUUUCUGUGGUCUGGUUUAGAAAACUCCCCCUUGCAUGGUAUUAUCUUGUCCAGGCUCAGAGUCAUUGGGGCCUUAACCGAAGGUGUGCAGAGAGUUCACCUCCCACUGCCCUAUCCUGCAAAAUGGGCUUCCGGCCUGUUUUUAUUUUUAGUUUUCUAACAUUUUGAAAAUGGUGCCAUGUGUUCCCUGGAACGCCCUCAUACAAGGUUUGGGUUCUGGGUGCAUUUUGCCUUUUGUAUCUUUGGAGACUAUGUAUUUAUAUAUGCAUAGGUUGGAUAUUUAUUAGUGUACAGUCGUUGCUAGUGUUCACAGUAAAAAUAUUACCAAUAUCUCUUACCCGUCAUAAAGCACACAGAGUUAAAGGUGGAAUAAAGC